This is a messenger RNA of Priapulus caudatus, 2108 nucleotides long. Its product is annotated as ATPase WRNIP1-like. Gene Ontology annotation, biological process: DNA repair; DNA-templated DNA replication; regulation of DNA repair. The coding region runs from base 6 to 2057 and encodes 683 amino acids. The transcript has 9 exons. Gene Ontology annotation, cellular component: nucleus. Gene Ontology annotation, molecular function: ATP binding; single-stranded DNA helicase activity; ATP hydrolysis activity. Lineage: Eukaryota; Metazoa; Priapulida; Priapulimorpha; Priapulimorphida; Priapulidae. The record is from RefSeq and is a predicted model, not a curated record.
UCGACAUGGAGGAAGGCGGGGAAGUUUAUUGCCCAAUUUGUGGAAAUUAUUUUGAAUUAAGUAAAAUAAAUCAACAUGCGAACCAGUGUUUAAACGUGUUGUCUGAAAAUACGCCUAUCAGUGCUAUCACAAGAAAGAAAAAGUGUGGAGAUAGUGACUUUGCAUCUCCACCGCGCUCUCAAAAGCGACUAAAACCGAAUGAGGACUGUCAGCCUAGGCCUAUUUAUCACUAUCAGUAUCAGGACAAUUUAUCAGCCUCACCAUCGACGGCAUCGUGUUCGCUUUCUAUUUUAGAAAACAAAGACAAGCUUAGCCAAUUGGUGUCCCCUGCUAGUGUUACUGUGGGGAACAAAAGUUCACGUGAACACGAUAAAUAUAGAUGCAUAAAAGCAGGUGAUACUGUGAAGUUGACACCUACGCCUAGCUCUGCUGCCGUCGACAACAUUGCCAACAAGAAGUAUUCCACUUCUAUUUGUAAUUCUACGUCUAGCACUGCCACUAGUGGGCCUAUUACUACUAGUACUACCAGUACCAGUACUACUAGUAGUACCAAACCAUGGGGGAUUUUCUUUAAUAAAAGUAAAAGCAAAGAACAAUCAGAGCAAAAUGAUACGACUACCGUCACUACGCAAUCCAACCAAACUAAAGUGAAUGGAAGUGUCUCAGCUGUACCUAGUAGUAGUAGUACUAGCACUAGUACUAGUAGUGAGGCGCUAUUGAAUUUGAAGCCCGAUGAUGACAAUUUUAAGCCACUGGCCGAACAGAUGAGACCAACGUCAAUAUUAGAUUACAUUGGGCAAAGUAAAGCCAUUGGAGAAAAUACAAUGCUGAGCAGUUUGUUAGAAGCCCACAAAAUACCAUCUAUGGUGCUUUGGGGACCACCAGGUUGUGGUAAAACGACUCUAGCGAGGAUAAUAGCAAAAAGGUGCAAGGAGAAAAGCAGCACCAGAUUUGUGCAGCUGUCUGCGACGACCAGCGGUGUUGCAGACGUCAAACAAGCGAUCACACAGGCCAGAAAUGAACAGAAGAUGUUUAGGCGCAAAACUGUGCUGUUCAUUGACGAGAUUCAUAGAUUCAACAAAUUACAACAGGACACGUUCCUCCCACAUGUUGAGAACGGCACUGUGACCCUGAUUGGUGCAACAACAGAGAACCCAUCAUUUCACAUCAAUUCCGCGCUGCUCAGUCGCUGUCGCGUCAUUGUGCUAGAAAAGCUGACCAUCGACGACAUCCGUGCCAUUGUCCAGAGGGCGCUGAUGAAGCUCAACAUUGGUGUGUUGGUAGAGGGCGCUGCUGCUGCUGUGCCAGUGCAGGGAGAUUCGAGAGCACCAGUGAUGUAUAUACAAGAAAAGGCUGUAGACGUCUUGGCAGGCCUUAGUGACGGAGAUGCUAGAGUUUCCUUGAAUGGCCUACAAAUGGCGGUGCAAGCCCAAGAAGCAGAUUUUAUGUUGAGAAAAGAGCUUGCUUCUAGUAGAGGAGAUUGUGAAAUAUCGGGAGAUGUGGAGAAUGCAUUUACUAUUAUCACUACUGAACAUAUCAAGGAAGGAUUGCAGCAGUCCCACUUACUUUAUGAUCGAGCCGGUGAAGAGCACUACAAUGCGAUAUCAGCCCUGCACAAGUCUAUAAGGGGUUCGGAUGAGAAUGCUGCUCUCUACUGGCUAGUACGAAUGCUAGAAGCAGGAGAGGAUCCCAUGUUUGUUGCGCGACGUCUCCUUGAUGCGGCGACGGGUGACGUCGGAUUAGCUGAUCCCAUGGCAUUGACACAUGCCGUAGCAGUACACCAAGGCUGCCAUGCAAUGGGAAUGCCGGCUUGUGGGAUAUUGCUGGCACAGUUAACAACAUACCUCGCAAGAGCUCCGAAGAGUUGUGAGAUAAGUUCCGCAUACGAAAAGGCGCGCAAGUGCAUCCAGGAUCACCAGGGGGCACUACCCCCGGUGCCCCUGCACCUACGAAAUGCACCAACUCGGCUCAUGCAAGAGAUAGGUUAUGGAAAAGGCUACAAGCCUGUAGGAGGACAAUACAUGCCAGAUGGAAUGACCCAUGUAAACUUCUAUUAGAUGGCUAAGUAGUAGUUCAGAAGGUAUGUGCAAUAAAAAGGUUCAUAACUA